ACUUGGGCGUUGGACUCCGCAUCUUAUUAGCAACAAGGGAAAUUUCUCCAUUUUGCAGCCUGUCUACAGCGACACGGCCACCAAUCUGGGAUUUUAUUACUUCUCCUUACCUGCCAGCUUUUUCCUGCUAUUUAGAAAAAUCCUCCUCACUCUAACUGGACUUUGCUUUUCAUUUUCCCUGUGAACUUUUUCUCUGUGCAGAGAGAGGGAGACAGAAGCGAAGAGCUUUGAGUUUCAACAAAGAGGCUUGUGGGUCUUUGUUCGUUUUUUGGAUCGGUUGAGUUUCUUUGUUGGAGCGAAAAGCAUGGGAGCGCAAUUGUCCAAGACAGCUGCAAAGGCUGAAACCGCAGCAGAAAAACCCGGAGAGGCUGCUGCUUCACCCACCAAGACCAAUGGACAGGAAAACGGCCACGUUAAAGCGAAUGGGGAUGCCUCUCCCGCAGAGGACGUGCAGGCCAAUGGCAGCGCCACGGCUGAGGAGAGCCCCAAGGAGGAGGCUGAGAAGCCAGAGGCUGCCCCCGCUGAGAAGGAGGCUGCAGAUGGGGAGAAGGUAGAAGCAGCAUCCCCUGCUCCUGCCGAGGGAGAGGCGGCGGCGAAGGCAGAGGACGGCGCCACACCUUCCACCAGCAAUGAAACCCCAAAGAAAAAGAAGAAGCGGUUCUCCUUCAAGAAGUCCUUCAAGCUCAGCGGCUUUUCUUUCAAGAAGACCAAAAAGGAGGCAGGAGAGGGAGCAGAGAAUGAGGAGGCGGCUGCAGCGGCAUCCACAGAGGAGGCCAAGGCUGAGGGCGCAGAGGAAGCGGCGGCCGCUAGUGAGGAGGCCAAGCCCGCCGAGGGGGAGGCCGCACCUGCCGCGGAGCAGGCCAAGGAGGAGGUAGAGGCCAAGCCAGAGGCGGCAGAAGCAGCGCCGGCAGAGAAACCCGCCGAGGAGGCCAAGGAGGCCGCGCCCGCGGAGGAGCCGAAGGCGGAGGAGAAGCCGGCCGAGGAGGUGCCCAAAACAGAGGAGGCCGCCCCGGCCUCGCAGGAAGCGGCGUCGGCGGAGGCUCCCGCCGCGGCUGCGGAGGCUGCCGAAUAAGUUCAGAACGAGGAAGAAAUUUGAAAAAAGGAGAAAAAAGAUAAUCAAAGAACAUUUCCCUGUUUGUAUGUUGGAGUGACGCCAGGUCCUGGCUUUGAAGAACUUGUCUACAACCAGGGAUAUUUUAAAGCUUUCCUUUAUUUUUUAUUUUUGGUUUCCAUUCCCCCUUACACAAAACCCAUCUCGGUCCAUUGUUACUUCCAUUCCAACGGGCUAGGGAGGUGGGUGGCUUCAAUACGUACACCAGAUUAAACACAUCCACACUCUGCCAAUAUAUUUUUUCAUCAGUAUUAAGGGUUUUUUUUUUCUUUUUGAAUUUUUAUACAAAAUGUAAACAAAAUGGUAUGGACAUGCCCACGGUAUGAAGGAGACGGGGUUGAGCUGUAAAUGAAGG
Molecule: messenger RNA, 1466 nt
Organism: Chelmon rostratus (copperband butterflyfish)
Lineage: Eukaryota; Metazoa; Chordata; Actinopteri; Chaetodontiformes; Chaetodontidae
Gene: marcksa
Product: myristoylated alanine-rich protein kinase C substrate a
Exons: 2
Coding region: 305-1072 (255 amino acids)
Biological process (GO): central nervous system development; actin filament organization
Cellular component (GO): cytoplasm; plasma membrane; actin filament bundle
Molecular function (GO): calmodulin binding; actin filament binding
Source: RefSeq, a predicted model, not a curated record